Molecule: messenger RNA, 680 nt
Organism: Terrapene triunguis (Three-toed box turtle)
Lineage: Eukaryota; Metazoa; Chordata; Testudines; Emydidae
Gene: ATP5MC2
Product: ATP synthase membrane subunit c locus 2
Exons: 5
Coding region: 98-520 (140 amino acids)
Biological process (GO): proton transmembrane transport; proton motive force-driven ATP synthesis
Molecular function (GO): proton transmembrane transporter activity
Source: RefSeq, a predicted model, not a curated record
GGUCUUCAUCAGUGGCCUGCACUGUUCAACCCCUUGUGGGUACCCAUGGGAUUAGCAUUGAACUUUUCUGUUUUGUGACCCCCUGCUGUCCCCGAACAUGUAUACCUGUGCAAAAUUCGUCUCGGCUCCUGCCCUAGUGAGGAACAGCUCAAGGCUGCUGUGCAGACCAGUCUCUGCCUCCCUGCUGAGCAGGCCCGAAGCCAGGACAGAUGAGCUCGGCUCCACCCCAGCACCCCAGAAUGCCCUCCUCCAAGCCGUGCGCCGGGAGGUCCACACCAGCGCCAUCUCCCGGGACAUUGACACCGCGGCGAAGUUCAUCGGUGCUGGUGCUGCCACCGUUGGGGUAGCCGGCUCUGGUGCUGGCAUUGGAACCGUAUUCGGCAGCCUCAUUAUUGGCUAUGCCAGAAACCCUUCCCUGAAACAGCAGCUGUUCUCCUACGCCAUCCUGGGCUUUGCACUCUCCGAGGCCAUGGGGCUCUUCUGCCUGAUGGUGGCUUUCCUCAUCCUCUUCGCCAUGUGAUGGAGCCAGCUUCCUGCUGUGUGUUCCUCCUGUGUCUAGUCUAUCGUGAGCGGCUGUGAAUGUCCUAAUGCAGGUGGGGGUAUCCCUGCCUCCUAACCAAAUCUGCCUGGCCUGGCCCUGACUGAGGGAAGGUGAAUAAAUACUGUAUUGAUCUACAGAA